Messenger RNA from Cuscuta epithymum, 958 nucleotides. The record is from the annotation of a GenBank genome assembly. Lineage: Eukaryota; Viridiplantae; Streptophyta; Magnoliopsida; Solanales; Convolvulaceae.
CGGCGAUUCGGCGUCGCGAUUGUCGUUAGUAGUUUUUCCCCUCGAAAAAUGGUUAUUACGUAGUAGUUAGUAGUUUCCCCGAUCCACAUCGACUAAAGAAAAUACAACUCCGUUCAUACUUUCUUUUUUAGUAGAUCGAAUCACCUCGAAAUUGGAAUUACUUCGCCGGGUUUGUACCAAUCCGCUUUCGAGAUAUCGAGUUUCGGGGUAUCAAAACUACACAUUUGUAGAUUGAGUGGAGAGGAUUAAAAACUAGAAGUCUAGAAUGGUGUUGGUUCUAGCGAUCGGAGAUCUGCACAUACCUCACAGAGCCGCUGAUCUUCCGGCGAAGUUCAAGUCGAUGCUCGUCCCAGGAAAGAUUCAGCACAUAAUCUGUACUGGAAAUCUCUGCAUCAAAGAAGUUCAUGAUUACUUAAAGAGUUUAUGCCCCAGCUUGCAUAUAACUAGGGGUGAGUAUGAUGAAGAAUCUAAGUACCCAGAGACAAAGACUCUUACCAUUGGACAAUUCAAACUUGGUUUUUGUCAUGGUCAUCAGGUAGUUCCAUGGGGAGAUCUGGACUCACUAGCCAUGGUGCAGAGGCAGCUAGAUGUGGACAUAUUGGUGAGUGGGCACACCCACCAGUUUAAGGCAUACAAACACGAGGCCGGAGUUGUGAUCAACCCUGGUUCUGCGACUGGGGCACAUAGUAGCAUCACCUAUGAUGUCAACCCUAGUUUUGUUCUGAUGGACAUUGAUGGUCUCCGCGUAGUGGUAUACGUCUAUGAACUCAUUGAUGGAGAAGUCAAGGUUGACAAAAUUGAUUUCAAGAAGACUGCUGCACCCCCAUCUACACCCACUCUUUGAUGAUUCCUGCCACCAAAACUGUAGUCUGCCGUUUUUUAAAGGACUCCGUUCCUGUUUGAUCAUUAUUAGGACUUUUUGCCAACCUGAACAAUAAAAAAGUUGCUACAAUCACAG